AGGAUUGCUGUGUUAUGGGCCGUGCUUGGGCUCAAUGUGAUCCGAGCCGUGCCUCUGCUGUCACACGCGGUUGCGAUUUCCCUUCGCUUUAGGCUCGCGCAGUCGAGUCCAUUGAUUGUUGCCAGCUCCCGGCAGCCGCCCGAACAACCCUCCAGACCACCCGCGGCCCCCCCCCCCAUCGCCCAUCAUGGCCAGCAGCAAACGCGCCGCCGCUCGAAAUGAGAAGAUCCUGCAGGACCUAGUCCAGGGCCAGACCUGCGCCGACUGCCAGGCGCGGAACCCAGCAUGGGCAAGCUGGAGUCUCGGCGUCUUUCUUUGCAUGCGAUGUGCUGCAAUACAUCGCAAGCUAGGGACGCACAUCUCCAAGGUCAAGUCCCUCAGUAUGGACAGCUGGUCCAACGAACAAGUCGAUAACAUGCGCAAGGUCGGCAACGCCACGUCCAACAAGAUAUAUAACCCCCAAAACAAGAAGCCGCCGGUGCCAGUCGAUGCCGAUGAGGUGGACUCGGCCAUGGAGCGCUUCAUCCGCCAAAAGUACAUGAACAACUCGGUCUCGGGUGCCAUGCGGCACAACACAGGCAGCACUGAGUCCGACGAGACCCCUCCGCCGUUGCCACCCAAAACUCCCAGCCGCUUCGGCUUCCGGUCCGCGUCUUCGAUAUUCCCCCUGUCCUCCAAGGCGAAGAAGGAAAUGGCGUCUUCUUCGGGGCGGCGCCCGCCCUCCUCCCGCGACGGCCAGGAUCGCAAUGAUCCCGACUCCCCGCGCAACAAACCGUCCAGGGUCUUUGGCGCCUCGGUGCAGUACGAGGGGGGUGCCGACGACACCGAGGUGAAACUGGCCAGGCUACGCGACAUGGGCUUCCUCGACGACCAGCGGAACUCCGUGGUGCUGCGUGGGAUGGGCGGCAAUAUCGAAAAGACGGUUGAGGCCCUCGUGCGGCUGGGUGAAGGGGACGGCCGGCCAGUAAGGCUAGCGACUUCGCCGAGAGACCCUGUCGGCCCGAUCCAGCGGGCCGUUACACCAACGUCGACGCUCAGCGUCCCUCAACCUGGGAGGGCACAGUCGCCAGCGUCGCCGUCCCCAUCCACCAACCCGUUUGACAUGCUAGAUCUAGCGCCUGCGCAGCCGCAGUCAUCCCAGUCGACAGGCACCCUCCAGAACAAAAAUCCGUACAACAGCCCAACGAACCCCUUCGCCGUUUCGCCACAGCAGGGUCUCGUGCUCGACCAAGCUCUUCAGAACAUGUCGCUCUCGCCAUCGCAACCUCUGUUUCCGCAUCACACGGGUGGGUUUGGCGGAGUCACGCAGGGUCAGGUAGUACAUCAACAGGGCCAGUUGCAGGUGGGCAUGCAGCGGCAGCAACUGCAACAGCAACAACAGCAGCAACUCCAACAACAGCCCCAGUAUGCGGCAUAUCCACAGCAAGUGGUAUUGCCAAAUCCGGCCAUGGCCCAGACCAUGAUGUUUACCGGGAACCAGGCAUUCCCACCCCCGCCUGUUCAGCAACCGAUGCUGACGGGGAACAACCCCUUUUUUACGAACACUACUGUCCCACAGCAGCAGAUGCCGCAAGUGCCCCUGUCGGUAAACACGGCAGCAUCGCCGCUCGUGCAGUAUGGCGGUAACCCUUUCCUUCCGAAAUCCCCGGCACGUGUGCAGUCCCCGUCGAUGCUAGCACAGAUCCCGGAGCAGGGUCAGCAGCAGGACUUUUACGCCAGCCCUGCCCCUCUGCAGCAGCCGUGGUCGGAUCCGGUCUCGGCGCUGCCAUAUGCCUCGCCGCUCAGUGCUACAACGCAGAACAACCCCUUUUUCACUUCGGCGCAGCCUUUGAUGCAGCCGCAAGCGCCUCCACGGGCGGACACGGCUUCCAUCAUGGCGCUCUUUAACGCCCCACAGCCGUCGACCAACCCGUUCCAGCCUCAGAUGACGGGCCAGCCACCAGCACCGACGCCCCACCCUCUAUUCCAAGGACAGCUGGCAGCGUCGCAACUCCAGCCACAGUACCAACAACAGUACCAACAACAGCAACAGCAACAGCAACAGCAACAGCAACAGCAACAGCAACAGCAACAGCAACAGCAACAGCAACAGCAACAGCACCAACAAGCCCAGCUUCAAACCCAAAGCCUGGGCGUGCAGUCGGCGGCCGGGGUCUUGGCAAGUCCAUUAGCUUCAGGAAACAAGAACCCAUUUUUGAGUCUUGGCGGCGGCGGCACGAUGGACGCCACAGCCGGGACCGGCUUUGGUGGCGCCAGGAGUCGAGACAGCGUGCUGGCACAAGGCCUGGAGUGGAGCAAUGGGCGCCAUAGCCCCGAUGCCUUUGCCAGUCUCAGCGCCAGAGACAUGCGAUGAGGGGACUGGCCCGGCUACGCGGUCAAUUUGUAAAAAAAUAAAAUUGUGUCAGGCGACCUGUCGGAGGAGUCUAGUGAGGGGCCGGCUGCAAGUUUGGAGACCAGUGGCUGGAAUGCCCGGCUAGACGCCCCUAACUUCUGUUGCUGCAAGUAAGAAUUGGGACCAUGUAAAAUGGGGCUUUUGUAUAUCACCCGCCGAGGGCUGGCCAGGGCUCUGUUUGUUGUACAGCUAACUUAUGGGGGUUCGUUCUAGGGGGUAAGGGAGAGGGCGCCAAGCCUGCCUGGAGCAGUUUUAUCAUGCAUGUACCUGGUAGGCAGGUAGACAUUACACUAAUUGGUUAAUAAGCGCAUAGUGCUCAUUGUGGUGGCCAGUUGGAAGCCGUGAGACUCGAGGUACCG
This is a messenger RNA of Gaeumannomyces tritici R3-111a-1, 2751 nucleotides long. RefSeq lists its product as hypothetical. The coding region runs from base 188 to 2353 and encodes 721 amino acids. Gene Ontology annotation, biological process: intra-Golgi vesicle-mediated transport; endocytosis; endoplasmic reticulum to Golgi vesicle-mediated transport. Lineage: Eukaryota; Fungi; Ascomycota; Sordariomycetes; Magnaporthales; Magnaporthaceae. The transcript has 4 exons. The record is from RefSeq and is a predicted model, not a curated record. Gene Ontology annotation, molecular function: protein binding; GTPase activator activity. Gene Ontology annotation, cellular component: Golgi apparatus.